AUGGGUUUACCACAGUGUAACACCACACUGGAGGACGCCAGACUCGACGAAACUCCAUUGUUCAACACCCACAACUUCACCUUCCAUCAACUCAUCCUCGUUAUCUCAGCAGCAUGCGGCUUAAUAGCCAUUAUCGUCUCUCUUUUCCUCAUGUUCAUGCAUGCGACGCAUUAUAGCCGACCAACGGAGCAGCGACACAUCAUCCGUAUCCUAUUCAUGGUGCCGGUAUACGCCCUAGUCUCUUUCCUCUCGAUCUGGUUUUACUACCACUCUGUUUACUACGAGGUCCUACGAGAUUGUUACGAAGCCUUCGCAAUUGCCUCCUUCUUCAGCUUGAUGUGCGCGUACUUGGCAGAUGAUCUGCACCAUCAAAAAGAGUACUUUAGGAAGAUCAAACCGAAGCCAUGGAUCUGGCCAAUGAAGUGGUUUCAGAAAUGCUGUGGAGGAGACAGAGGCUGUCUGAGAACACCUAGGAGUGGCCUUACGUGGUUCAAUGUGAUUUGGGUGGCAGUAUUUCAAUAUUGCUUCAUUCGGGUCAGCAUGACUAUUACAGCAGUGGUCACCCAGUACUUUGACCGAUACUGUCUUGAGUCGCUUAAUCCAGCCUUUGCGCAUGUCUGGGUGAUGGUGAUCGAAGCCGUGGCCGUUACGAUCACUAUGUAUUGUAUCAUCCAAUUCUACGUUCAGAUACGGGAGGAUGUUGCUCAGCAUAAGCCCAUAUUGAAGGUUUUGGCCAUCAAGCUCGUCAUCUUUUUGAGUUUCUGGCAGACCAUUAUUAUCUCCUUCCUUACCAGUUCAGGCGCGAUCGAGGCUAGCAACAAGAUUGAAACUCCUGACAUCAAGGUAGGAAUUCCUUCUCUGUUGCUCUGUAUCGAGAUGGCCCUCUUUGCUAUCUUCCACCUUUGGUCUUUCUCAUACAGACCAUACGUGAUUGGUUCGAAGCAAUAUCAAGCCGUCUACGGCCACCUGGACUCAACUGCGCAAGCUCGUUAUCGAGGAGGGCCACUUGGGAUGAAAGCAAUCCUGGAGUGCUUCAAUCCAUGGGACUUGAUCAAGGCGACCGGUCGCUCCGCGAAAUGGCUGUUUGUCGGUCGAGCUCGCCGAAUGGAGGAUGCUAGUUACACCUCAGUCAACGCACAAGGUACCGAUGUACAAAAGAUGAAUGACCUUGACAAUGGCACCACAGCAUAUGGUGGAGCAGGCGCCACGAUGCUCACAAAAAAACCAGUUCGUGCAGAAGAAGGAUCAGGGCUGUUGGCCCGGGCCCAGCAGCCUGCCGGACUUGCACCACGUGCUACUCACGAAAGCGAUGGUUCUGGAAGUAGUCCAUGGACUGACGUAGAAGCAAAGGAGUAUUUCCAGGACCAAGAAAUGCAGAAGAAAACUGGAUCGCAACGUGCUGAUUUCCAGACUGCCAACACAAACCCAUAUGACACAAGGUAUACAGGAAAAGACGCCUAUGGUCCAAGGAGCUCAUCGCUGCAGCCCCCCAGGCUUCAAGAGACCGGGAUCUCGAGGCCAGCGGGUACUGCACCAGGUGGAGGACAGCCCCUUCAGCAGCAUCUGCCAAUGGUAACGAGACGUGAUAUUGAAGACAUGCAGCACAAUCGGCAAGGACAGGCGCCUUAUCCGAGAAGUGUAGCAAGCAUCGGUGUCGCGGAUCAUCACCAUCAAUAA
Lithohypha guttulata is the source of this 1677-nucleotide messenger RNA. RefSeq lists its product as uncharacterized. Gene Ontology annotation, biological process: transport. The transcript has a single exon. Gene Ontology annotation, molecular function: transporter activity. Gene Ontology annotation, cellular component: membrane. The coding region runs from base 1 to 1677 and encodes 558 amino acids. The record is from RefSeq and is a predicted model, not a curated record. Lineage: Eukaryota; Fungi; Ascomycota; Eurotiomycetes; Chaetothyriales; Trichomeriaceae.